Messenger RNA from Papilio polytes (common Mormon), 2138 nucleotides. RefSeq names its product NADH-ubiquinone oxidoreductase 75 kDa subunit, mitochondrial-like. Gene Ontology annotation, biological process: ATP synthesis coupled electron transport. Gene Ontology annotation, molecular function: iron-sulfur cluster binding; NADH dehydrogenase (ubiquinone) activity. Gene Ontology annotation, cellular component: membrane. Lineage: Eukaryota; Metazoa; Arthropoda; Insecta; Lepidoptera; Papilionidae. Bases 66 to 2078 code for a protein of 670 amino acids. The transcript has 2 exons. The record is from RefSeq and is a predicted model, not a curated record.
UGUCACAAAAAACUUUUAAGUAACGUUUUGAAUUUUGGGGCAUACCACGAUACAUAUGUAAAAAUAUGUUCAGAGUUUGCAAUAAGUUGAUAGCAAAUGCAAGUGACGUCUUCCAAAAAAUUCCGAAGAGAACCCAAAGCAAAAAUGUGACCGUUUUCAUAAACGGUAAGUCAGUGGAGGUGCCUAGUUACUUCACAGUGCUACAGGCAUUGAGAAGAGAACGAGUAACCGUGCCCACAUUUUGCUAUCACGACCGUUUGUCAAUUGCGGGAAAUUGUCGAAUGUGUCUUGUAGAAAUAGAGGGCGGAUUCAAACCGCAAAUCGCUUGCGCUACUCCUGUAUACAAAAACAUCAAGAUCCGCACAAACUCAAAAGUAGCUCUACAGGCUCAAGAAGGUGUACUAGAAUUUAUUUUAGCCGAUCAUCCUCUCGAUUGUCCGAUUUGCGACCAAGGGGGAGAAUGCGACUUACAAGAUUUGACCAUGAGAUUCGGUAACGACAGAACAAGGUUUACCGACAUACAUUUCCAAGGAAAGCGAGCCGUCGAGAACAAGAAUCUUUCGACGAUGAUACGCUCUGAGAUGACAAGAUGUAUCCAUUGUACUAGGUGCAUAAGGUUUGCCUCGCAGGUCUGCGGUAUGGACGUAUUAGGCACGACCGGUCGUGGAGGAGAAAUGCUCGUCGGGACUUAUGUGGAUAAAAAGUUUUUCUCAGAGCUAUCUGGAAAUAUUAUUGAUCUUUGUCCGGUUGGUGCUUUAACUGCAAUUCCGUACAUGUUCAAAGCAAGGCCAUGGGAGGUCAAGAGAGUGAACUCAAUUGAUGUCACCGAUGCGACGGGUACAAAUAUUAUUCUUAAUCAUCGGUUUAACAGGGUCCUAAGAGUUCUGCCUCGUGAAAACAAUGAAGUGAACCAGGAGUGGUUAUCGGACAAGGGACGUUGGGCUAUAGAUUCUCUGGAGAUGCAAAGAUUGGUUACGCCGAUGUGUCGGGAUGAGGAUGGCACUCUCGUUCCUAUUGAAUGGGACGUAGCUUUAAAAUUGGCUUGUAAACUAUUAAAAGAAGCAUCGUCAUGUCCUGACAGAAUUAUUGCUAUAGCCGGCCCACAUUGUAGCAUUGAAACAUUGGUUACUUGCAAAGAUCUUCUUAACGUGAUCGGCUGUGAGAACACAUACGUCGAGCGCUCUCUUGCCUACACAGGGUCACAAGCCGACUUUAGAUGGGCUUAUGGCCUUAACGUUAGUAUGAAGGAUAUUGCGAAAGCUGAUAAAAUAUUGCUUGUUGGCACUAAUCCUCGCUUCGAGGCGCCUAUCUUGAAUACAUGGAUAAGACAGGCUUAUAUGUUUAACGAGGCUGACAUUUAUGUGAUCGGACCGCAGUGCGAAUACAACUAUCACGUCGAGUACUUGGGUUCGGAUAUGAGGGCGAUGUCUUGUGCUAGGUCUAUAAUGAAAAAUGCGAAGACAAGUUUCGCGGGUGCAAUGGAGGUAGGCUGGAAACCCGGUGCGCUUGCAGCAUUGAACGAGCAAAAGCCGGUAUUAGUAAUAUCACUAGGAGCAGACGACACGUUCUACGAUUGGACAGCGCCGUUAGAUUGUGCUGUCCUCUACAUCGGAUUCCAGGGUGACCGGGGAGCUGAGAAUUCCUCUCUGAUUUUACCUGGAUGUGCGUAUACCGAAUCUGGAGGUACCUUUAUGAACAUGGAAGGUAGAGUACAGUUUGCGUUGCCCGCUGUGUCACCACCGGGCAAAGCUCGUCACGACUGGAAGAUACUCAGAGCGCUGGCCGAGUCGUAUAAUAUUCCUUUGUUUUAUAGCGACAUGGACACUCUAGCUUGUAGGUUGGGCGUCAUCAGUCCUAAUUUGGUGCAGUUUGAUAAGUUUCAGCCCAAAUUGUUUUCGGAUGUGGUGUGCUCAAUGAUCGAUGUUAAAAAGCCAUCGAAUGGAUGUGUAGAUGUUAAGAUGAAGACUAUAAAGGAUUACUAUUGCUCGGAUGUCUUUUCGUUUAAUUCACCAACAAUGGUGAAAGCCCAGAAAGCUGUUACUGAUUUCCACAACACUUCGCAAUAUGUCGCCAUUUAGUGAUGGCCAUGUUAUUAUUUAUUAAUUUAUUGUUAAAAUAAACUAUACCAUUAAAAAUAA